Molecule: messenger RNA, 3073 nt
Organism: Anoplophora glabripennis (Asian longhorned beetle)
Lineage: Eukaryota; Metazoa; Arthropoda; Insecta; Coleoptera; Cerambycidae
Product: neurocalcin homolog
Exons: 4
Coding region: 313-885 (190 amino acids)
Molecular function (GO): calcium ion binding
Source: RefSeq, a predicted model, not a curated record
CAGAGGCCGUCGAAAAUAGUUUGUUGAUAUUUAGACUGUUAAGUAAUGCUUUAUUUAAAGGUCCUAGGUUACUAAUCGCGUCUCGAGAUUCAAUUUUGGCGGAUAAGUUUCGCGAAUUUUGACAUGUGUGCGCGUGCGCUUUCCGCAUAGCGUAAACAUGGCGACAGUCGGGCACUUGCUGUCGUUUUGAUGAAAACAAAUGAUAGCGCGGUUGAGGCUCUGUAGAAAUUCGAUUCCAAUCGUGAGUGUCUUAUAAUGGAACGGAAGGAGCAUUAGGGGGGUGAGAGAAGCUGAACGGAAUUUAGCUUAGUCAUGGGGAAGCAGAACAGCAAAUUGAAGCCGGAGGUGCUGGAGGAUCUCAAACAAAACACGGAAUUCUCAGACGCCGAGAUCCAGGAGUGGUACAAAGGAUUCCUCAAGGACUGCCCCAGCGGUCACCUGUCCGUAGACGAGUUCAAGAAGAUCUACGGCAACUUCUUCCCGUACGGCGACGCGAGCAAGUUCGCCGAACACGUGUUCCGCACGUUCGACGCCAACGGCGACGGCACCAUCGACUUCCGGGAGUUCCUGUGCGCGCUCUCCGUCACCUCCAGGGGCAAGCUCGAGCAGAAGCUCAAGUGGGCGUUCUCAAUGUACGACCUAGACGGGAACGGGUACAUCUCCCGGCAGGAGAUGCUCGAAAUAGUCACGGCCAUAUACAAGAUGGUGGGCUCCGUGAUGAAGAUGCCCGAAGACGAGAGCACGCCCGAGAAACGCACCGACAAGAUCUUCCGGCAGAUGGACCGCAACAAGGACGGCAAACUGAGCCUGGAGGAGUUCAUCGAGGGCGCCAAGAGCGAUCCCUCGAUCGUGCGACUGCUGCAGUGCGAUCCGCAGGCCCAGUAGUCCUCCCCCAACCCCACGAAAGACUCAUAUUCUCAUCUUAAGUUGUGUACAUCAACCACUCUUGUGUGAUCGCGAGGUUAACUCGGCCAAAUCCCGGUUUGAAACGGGGGAUAGUAGGAGUUGAUCAGAAUACUCAACGGAGAAAUGGAAGCAGGGCGGGAAUUUUACCGUUUUUCGACCCGAUCGUUAAUGAGACCUCCGGUCGAUCUUCGCUGGGGUGCAAGGUUAAGUAACGGAUAUACCUCAAUUUUUUAAAGCGACACGCUACACUUAGAAAUUUGAUAUAUUUUUUUGAAAAUAAAAGCAAUACUCAUGGGGCGUGAAGCAUGCCGCGCGUUCGAGUCUAUUGCGAAGGUUGGCGAGGUUCCAUUAACGACCAAAUUCCUUUUUCAUAACAAAUCAUUCGUUAGUGAAGUCUAUUAUUUAUGUAUCAAAAUGAAGUAAAUAUGGACUCAAGGUAAGUGAAGAAUGUGAAAAAAAUUGCAGAUGCACCUCAAGUUUAAUUCAGAUGCGAAGGAAUAAUUGAGUUGGUGAAUAUAUUGCGACAUACAUUCCCCCUUAGUGAAAAUAUUUCACAACUUGACAUAUUCACCGAGUUUUCAUCGGAAAAACGGGAAAUUCCCGACUGCCGUUCCACUUCGCCUACUACACUCUACUAUACCUACCAAUUUCCAAGAUUUCCGCGCAAAGAACCAGCAAGAGACGAACAGUUUUCUGUUGUAGUUACAGCUAGUUCUCCAGACGCAGAACCCGGACAACAUCACCUUGUUUUUGUCCCAUAAACCGCGGAUUGUUAAGCUCACCCUCGCAUAGUUUUAGUAACAGUAUAUUUAAUCUUAAAAUUAAUUUAGUGAAGAUAACGAUUAAGCAAGUUUUUAAGCAGAGCUCUUUUGGCGCGGCUGCUUCGAGUUGCUCGAACCCGCUGAGGUUUCCUCGACUGCGAUCUUAGGUAGAUCAGGUUUCGUGCGGGGAAAACGAGAGGGCGGCACUCCGUAGUUUGGGUCGGAUAUCGUGCGCUUGAUAUUGAGACUGCUCUUAGAAUCUCGAAUAUAUAAUAACACAGUUGUUAGCUAUGUAUUUCAUAUGCUUAGCAAUACGGAGACUGAUACACUAACACAUAGAUUUAUUAUUCGUGUUGAAUCUGUUAACGGUUGUUUGUCCAAUUUUAUUAGUAACAGUGAGCGCCGUUCGCUCGUUUUUCUCGCGAGAGAUGCUUAGUUUUAGUGAUUUUUAGUGGUCAGCGGGCAAGUUCCGACGGCAGUCCCGAAGCAGCCGGUCCCUACCUUUUCUGAACUUCGAUGAACUAUACCUACUAUAUAUUAUUGAUAACUUAACUCAAGUAAUCUUAUUAUUCAAAUAUAUCAAUUCAAUGUUACUGUUUUCAAAGUUUUUAUGUCAAAGAAGUUGAAUGUAGAUGGUCUAUUUUAUUGUAACGUUCCAAUGUUAUCUCAAUGGUAAAUGGUGCUUAUCUGGGCUGCGGCUUGCGGACUUCAAUCAGGGCCCUUUCGGGCCGUCGGCCCGUCCUCACCUGCCACGUUCUGAAUCUCAUUUCAUCGAUUAUACGAGGGGCUUUCGAAAUGUUCUCACAAUAAACGUUCUGCAUCUUUUAAAGGCUGUAAACAGUAAAAGACAAUUUUUGAUGUUAUAUUUUUUAUCGGACAGUACCGUCAAGAAACGAAUAUACAUAGUUGCUUUUAGUUUUAGAAGCAACGGGUAACCGGUUUGUUUUAAGAAUAUUUUAAGCCCCCUGUAAUCACGUUCUGCACCUUCUUUCGACUUGAAAAAACAAAUAGGAUGUGUUCGAAAACUAUUAAAUACAGAUAACAAAACUGCGAGGUCAGGCUGCACCGGAAAAGGAAUCCUAUAAUAUCGCCAUUACAAACGAGGAAUAAGAGGUAACAAUUUUUUCGAUUGCAGUGGAUUCCUUGUCGGUUGGCGCAGUUGGCCUUGACUCGUGAAAAUUGAAGUGCAAACGAGGCCUAACAAACGCGUAAACGCAAUAGAUCUAGUCGAUUGUUUCCGACAAUUAGUUUUGUACAGCAGGCCGUCCAGAAGGCCUUGCAAGCACACCGAACAUGUCUUGAUCUUCCUAAUGUCUUGCGCGAUUGUGGUUUUGAUUAUCAAUGAAUACUUGUCUACUACAUGUAAUAUCAAAAAUAAAAUUGCUGAUGCAUUAAUCAAAUGUUAA